CUCUCCCUGCGUGUGAAAAUUCCAAUUAUUGCGCGCCUUCGUACAUCAGAGCCGGGUCGGCUGCCGGAGGCCGUGGAACCAUCUUCCGAUCCUCCAGCGCUGGCCCUUAUGACUGACAGCUCGGAGGACGAGGAGGAGAACGAAGAGGAACAGCUGUGCGGCUCGGGAGACGCCCGGAAAAUCGUGCACUACAGAAACGACGCUUACGCCCCGUCGGGAAAGACUCGUGCCCGUUUUAUGAGGAUGGCUUUCUUGAAAAACAAGAGCGUGUGGUUCGUGUGCGAUCCGUGCGGGAUCGUGUGCGCCGUCAUGACCUAUCUACUGGUCCUGUACGGCCAGUUCGUGAUGCUCACCGUCAUAGCCCCGCCCUUCCCGGGAACCUGGACUGUUCUGAGGGUUCUCGGAUUUUCAGCCCUCGGGGGCCUUGCCGUGGUGGCUCACGUGAGAUCAAUGCUUACAGAUCCAGGAGUGGUUGCAAGAGAAAGGACGUCGGAGGAGGAGGUGCUGGAGAGGAGGCAGAAGGGAGAGGACAUCCGCUACUGCAAGAGAUGUCGCAGUAUAAAACCAGACAGGGCACACCACUGCAGUACCUGCGAAAACUGCAUUCACAGAAUGGAUCAUCACUGUCCGUGGGUUAACAACUGUGUGGGCGAGAACAACCAAAAGUACUUUGUUCUUUUCACGUUCUACAUCAUGGUCAUGUCAGUCUACGGCCUCCUCACUGUCGCCUGGUUCUUCUACACCUGUGCCACUCAAAACUUUGAAGGUUGUGAUGCUCUGAUGCCGGGCCCUCUGGUGUUUGUCCUCACACUAAUGGGAGUCUUUCUCGGAUUUCUCUUCUCUCUCUUCACUUGCAUCAUGUUCUGCACCCAGAUUCACGCCAUAUGCACUGACGAGACGGGUAUAGAGUCACUGAAAAAGGAGAAUAGACACAGACAAAAAUGGUAUGACAGUAUGUCAGAGGUGUUUGGCGGUCCUCCUGGUCUCCGGUGGCUGUCUCCGUUCAAGUCUCCAAACCACACAACUCUCCACCGCCGCAUGCUCGUCAACGUCUAGCUGCCGCCAUCUUCAAACUCUCUCUCUCUCCUUUAUCUCUCACACUCUUUCACUGUCUCGAUACGUGUCCACACACAUAGACUGUAUAUAUGUCCGGACUAUUUGUCUUCUAAAUAUUUUCCAACCAUCACACAUCAUUUUUAACAGAGUUUUGGGGGCACUUAAACAUUUAUCACAAGAGAGAGUUUUUCUUGUGUUUGAUCACUAAAACCAUUGUUGACCUUCAUCAUGGAUGCAAUUGAAUUGAGUGACCAAAAAUGGUGAAAUGAAGGACGGAAUGGUAGAAGAGAGUAUCAUUGGGAGUAAGGAAGAGGAGGGGGUGAUUUUUGCUAUAGGUUUCUUGACUCGUAGACACUGACGCUGUCUCCACUCUCACUGUCCUCACGAGAGAACUUGUGGUUACUGCGGGAGACUGGCAGCAGCUGUACCGCUGCUUCUCCUCUGGACAUUACCUUCUUCUUCUUCUCUUCUUCUGUUCAGCUCUGAGUAUCUUGAAGAAGACGUGGAGAGUUAUGCCACCCACACACACCACCAUUCCCAGAAUGUUGACAGGAGAUAAGGUGUCUUCCUCCCAGUACACCGUGGAGACGGUCAGGAUUAUCACCUCCUUUAGUACCCCGGCAACGGAGAGGGUAAGUCCGGAGGUGUGGUAGACCAGGAGAUAUCCGAGGUCCCGAGACCAAAUGCCACGACGGAGGCCGUGAGGA
Messenger RNA from Geodia barretti, 1763 nucleotides. Lineage: Eukaryota; Metazoa; Porifera; Demospongiae; Tetractinellida; Geodiidae. The record is from the annotation of a GenBank genome assembly.